AAGCGUUCCGGCCUGAUCGUUGGGAGACGGGAGACGCCGGGGUGCGGCACGUAGCCCGGCCCCUCUCCCCCUGGCAGGCUGCGCCUCCUGUAACCCCGCGGCCUGACCGAAGCCUGAGGUGGACGCGGCUCCGGCAGCGAGGCGAGCGGCCUAGUGGGGGCCUGAGGCGAGCGCGGCGCGGGCUCUAACAGCGGCGGCCGCGCUCUAGGCCUCGGCGCUGGCGGCGGCGAUGCUGUGGCAGCGGUUGGCUGUAGUCGAGUGGGCGGCGCUUGCCUGGGAGCUUUUGGGCGCCUCGGUGCUGCUCAUAGCCGUGCGCUGGCUGGUCCGGCGGCUGGAGAAGCGACCGCAGAACCUGGACCGUUGCGCGACACUCUCCUCUCCGUCCGCCCCGUCUGAAGCUGUGACCACUCAGCCAGGUGAAAUGACAAUGGAUGCCAUGUUGGCUCGAUUGAAACUCCUGAAUCCAGAUGACCUUAGAAAAGAAGUAAUGAAAGCUGGAUUGAAAUGUGGACCUAUUACAUCAACAACAAGAUUUAUUUUUGAGAAGAAAUUAGCUCUGGCUUUACUAGAGCAAGGUGGAUUGCUUACUUCCUCUCUUCCCAACCACAGUGAGGUGACUGCAAGGAGUCCUGCAUCUGUAGAAGGGAAACAAACUCAGCAGUCCAGUUUUCCUGAAGACAAAGAUUUUGGCUACAGUGUGGGCUUGAACCCUCCAGAAGAGGAAGCUGUAACAUCUAAUGCCCACCCAGUACCUUUCAGUGCCUCUGCCAAGAAUGACAACCACAAGGCCGGAGAGACAGCUGCUAAAGAGCCACUUCUGUACUAUGGAGUAUGUCCAGUAUAUGAGGAUGGCCUUGUGAGAAAUGAAAAGAUUCAUGUUUAUGAAGAUAAAAAGGAAGCAUUACAAGCCGUCAAAUUGAUCAAAGGGUCCCGGUUUAAAGCUUUUCCAACAAGAGAAGAUGCUGAGAAAUUUGCUAGAGGAAUAUGUGAUUAUUUCCCUUCUCCCAACAAAACUGUCUCCUCACUGUCUCCCGUGAAAGCAGUGCCACUCUUGAGUAGUGAUGGACCGAAAGCAGAUGGUUUGUGUCUGGCUGAAUCAGAAACAGUAAACAAAGAACGAGCAAACAGUUAUAAAAGCCCCCGUACACAGGACCUCACUGCCACACUGCGGAAAGCUGUUGAGAAAGGGGAUGGACGCAUGUUUUCUGAUCUUAUCUGGAGUAAUCCCCGAUAUCUAAUUGGUUCUGGGGACAACCCAACCAUUGUACAAGAAGGAUGUAGGUACAAUGUCAUGCAUGUUGCUGCCAAAGAGAAUCAGGCUUUUGUGUGCCAGCUGACAUUAGAGACUCUGGAGAAUCCUGAGUUUAUGCGUCUGAUGUACCCAGAUGAUAACCAGGAUAUGCUGCAGAAACGCAUCCUUUACAUCGUUGACCUUUAUCUGAAUACUCCUGACAAAGUGGGCUUUGAUACACCAUUGCAUUUUGCUUGUAAAUUUGGAAAUGUGGAUGUAGUCAAUGUGCUUUCUUCACACCCUUUGAUUGUGAAAAACCCAAAGAAUAAAUAUGGUAAAACACCUGAAGAUGUAAUUUGUGAAAGAAGCAAAAGCAAAUCUGUAGAGCUGAAAGAAAGGAUUAGAGAAUACUUAAUGGGUCACUACUAUGUGCCACUUCUGAGAGCAGAAGAUACUUCUUCUCCUGUCAUUGGGGAGCUAUGGUCCUCAGACAAGAGAGCUGAAGCCUCUAAUGCUGACCACUGUCGAAGUAGCCCCAGAGAUCCUGUGAUGACACUGAGAGCUUUUGUGGGACCUCUGAGUCCAUCCAAGGCAGAAGAUUUUCGAAAGCUCUGGAAAACUCCACCUCGAAAAAAAGCAGGCUUCUUCCACAGCAUCAGAAAGUCUGACCCAGAACGAGGCACUGAGAGAGUCGGAAGGGAGCUAGCUCAUGAGCUGGGUUAUCCCUGGGUUGAAUACUGGGAAUUUCUGGGAUGUUUUGUUGAUCUGUCUUCCCAGGAAGGCUUGCAAAGACUAGAAGAGUACCUUGUCCAGCAGGAAAUAAGCAAAAAGGCUCAACAAGAACUAGGAAAAAAUGAAGGCUGCCUUCAGAACAGAGCCUUGAGUUUUGGCAGUGGAAAGAAGUACAGCAAUUCCAUCUCUGUGGGAGCAUUUCUAGAUGGAGAUGACGACAUUAGCUUGGAAGAGAUUAAAGACCAGCAAAAUACAGUUCCGAGUCAGAGUCAGCCCACAAUCGAUAAAUCCCAAACCUCUGAAUGUGGUUCCUUUUCCUUGGGACACAAGGUGGACCCUGGAGAAGCCUCAGUUGGAUCUUGCCCCCAUAACAGCAAAAAUGGGUUUUGUAACCCUCUGAACAACAGGACCACAGGUGGAAGGGAACUAGAGGCCAGCAGUGGAGAGGAAACCCUUCCUGUUUCUAGUCUGACUCUAGAGUUUGAUAAAAUGAAUUUGUACAGUCUAGGAGACAGCCUUUUUGAGACACCAAAUAAAAAUAGGAAACUACAGGAUGAGAUACUAGCUUCAAGAAAGGAUGUGGUAGGAAGUGACUUGCUGGCAUCUCCUCCUGUGGUAGCGAGACUUGAAAAUAACCAAGUCAGGACCAACAGUGAGGUAUCAGAGGCAAUGGCUGAAAUGUCUUUGGGCCCCAGCAGUCCCCAACUUGGGAUUCAGGCUGGUCUGGAACCUGUGUUCUCAUCUACCAAGGGAGAUUCCACCAAGAGGCUCUUCCUUUCUGGAGAAGAGCCAUCAAAACUAGAUCGAGAUGUUUUAGCAGCUCUUGAGUAUGCGAAUAUUGACCCUGAUCUGUACCCAGCUGUCCACAGGUGGAAAAGAACUGUCCUGUGCUACUCACCCUCAGACAGACAGAGUUGGCCAAGUCCUGCACUGAAAGGGAAGUUCACAACUGAGCUGUUGGAUCUUGGUUGCUGCUCAGGACGAUGCAGUCCAGCUGGUUGCAGCCCCAGUAAGCUUGGCCACACCACUUCCUCCUCUGGCCUGCACAGCCCCGGACGCUACAGUCCAGCCCAUGGGAGCCACUUUCAAAGGGUGGCACACGUGGCCCGACUUGCAGCUCUGUAGAGCCAGCCAGUAUACUCACUCCUGGGGUUCAUUUACUUCUUUGUUUUUAAAAGAAGGGUAAUGUGUUUAUUGGUAAAAAUUCCAUGAAAGAAUGUAUUCUUAAUCCUCACUUUGAGGGUACCAGAAUUUUAGAAAAUACAAUGUUCUGAAUAUAAUUUCAAUGUCUGCUAUUUUGGAAAAAGUUAAUGAAAGCAAACUCAGAUACAAGUUGUUUGAAAAUUGCGGCUGUAGUAAUGAUUCACACUUUUCAAAUGGAAAAGUCUAGUUUUGGAAUGGAACAAAGAUGCAGAGGCAGCUGAUAGACAAGUGAGGCAUUGCUCUAAUUGGGCAUUAGCAGCAGCUCUGUAAUGCCUGCAUGCACACCCACUGUUCCUAUAACACAUACACUGUGUGUUGUCUCUUUCUUUUGGGAGUAGAGGGGGGCAGCUUUCUAAUAUGCAAUGGCAAAAAUGUGUUACUUCGUCCUAACUGUUCCAACAGUGAGAAAGCAGGUGGUAGAGAAGCAAAUGGGCCUUGGUUAUCUCAGUCUUCAGUAACAAUGCUCAUAACACUGCCAGAAAUUUGAAGGGAAAAAAAAAAAAACUUGGAUGGCAAAGUUAAAGCCAUUGGGAAUCAUGCCAGUAAUUGAAAACUCACCAGCAGUAACAAACAAACAAAAACAUAUUUUUCAGUAUUUCCAUGUGCUUUUACUUAGUUGUUGGUGUAAUAAGUAAUCUAAAGGUUGUUCUGCAGUCUUAAAUGUUAUCCUGAGACUUCACUGAGCAUGACUACAUGUGUGAAUCUCAUUUUAGAAUUCAUUUAAAGAGCAUUACACUACAGUUUAGAACUCGAGAUUUUGAGUUCAUUUCAGUUGCUUACGAUGUUUACUUUCGCCUACCCCUUGGCACUAGCCUCAAAAGAUGUAUACAAAGUGGUACGAAACAUCUUGAGGUACCAAGAUAAAACUACCUUGCUGAAAGUGAGACUUGGAUAACCACUGCUUGCACAAAGCCAGUAGUGUUCUAUGGACACUUGUAGUGCUUAAUCCCAAUGAAAAACUAUAUGCCACUGAUUUUGCCAACUUCGGUGCCUUUUGUGAGUCAUUUUUAAUUUUCCUAAAUUUAGAUUUUUGAGAUUUCACAAUUGUAAAUGAGUGCUAGAUUCUCUUUUGUUCAUUAAAAUUUCAGUCACGAGUGGUGGCACAGCCUUUAAUCCUAGCACUUUGGAGGCAGGAGCAGGGGGAUUCGUGAGUUUGAGGUCAGCCUGGUCUACACAGUGAGCCCUAUGCCAGCCAAAACUACAUAGACCUGUCUCAAAAAGCCAAAAUAAUAAUAAUAAGAUAAAAAUCCUGGAAUUCAAAUGUUUAGGGUUUAAGCUUAUUUUAAUGCAAUAAAAAAUAGGUCAGAAAUAUUAAAAUUGAGAUUGAGAACUUUGGAUUCAAAGUUUAUUAUCUGGAGUGUUUCAUUCCCUGUGUAAGCAGAUGAGAUCAAAGUACAAGACAGCUAAUAUAGUGACCUAAAAUCAAUUCCAAAGAGAUUAUCUUUGUUCUCAAAAGAAACCAAAAUCAUUAUAUUCAGCUGUGAUCUUGUUUUCUCUAAAGUCUUACCAUUUUGUCCUGUGUUUUUGUUGUUUUGUGGGUUUUUUUGUUUUUUUUUUUUUCUCGGGGGGGUAUCCAUAUGCAAAUAAAAAUAUCAAAGCACUAGCUUUGCCCUAGCUUCACACUUUUGUUUUUUUAAUCUUAUUUUUUAAUGACAUUUAAGGAAACUUUUGGGAGUCAAUUCUUAUACCAUGUAGAUCUCAGGGAUCCAACUCAGGUCAUUGGACUUGACAGUUUUACCUACUGAGCCAUCUUGCUAGCUCAUUUUAAACUUUAAGCCAUCUUUGGACUAUUUUUCCACUAGUUAUGAAGGGUAUGAUACCUGUUAGUAACACCUGGUGAUUCUAUGUCAUAAACCCUAUUUAAUAAAUCAUUUCUACACAGUGCUUUCAGAAAGAUCACUUAAUUGUUAUCUGGACAGAAUCCUCUUUUAGUAAAACUGUAAGCAGUAUUCAUGGUAAAAUACAUUAAUUUGAGGAUAAUAUUGAUGUUUGUGAGAUUUUUUUUAAAUUUAUCAUGUAUACAGUGUUCUGCCUGCAUGUACAAUUGCUCACCAGAAGAGGGCACCAGCUCUCCUAGAUGGUUGUGAGCCACAAUGUGGUUGCUGGUAAUUGAACUCUGGACCUUUGGAAGAAUAGCUAGUGCUCUUACUAUCUUGCCUGGAUGGGACAACAAGUAAACUGGAUAAGUUUACUUGUUGGAUUCUGGC
Psammomys obesus (fat sand rat) is the source of this 5373-nucleotide messenger RNA. RefSeq names its product ankyrin repeat and LEM domain containing 2 (gene Ankle2). Lineage: Eukaryota; Metazoa; Chordata; Mammalia; Rodentia; Muridae. The transcript is spliced from 13 exons. Gene Ontology annotation, cellular component: endoplasmic reticulum. The record is from RefSeq and is a predicted model, not a curated record. Gene Ontology annotation, molecular function: protein phosphatase 2A binding. The coding region runs from base 230 to 3088 and encodes 952 amino acids. Gene Ontology annotation, biological process: negative regulation of phosphorylation.